Molecule: messenger RNA, 952 nt
Organism: Leguminivora glycinivorella
Lineage: Eukaryota; Metazoa; Arthropoda; Insecta; Lepidoptera; Tortricidae
Product: histidine-rich glycoprotein-like
Exons: 7
Coding region: 18-854 (278 amino acids)
Cellular component (GO): extracellular matrix
Source: RefSeq, a predicted model, not a curated record
ACACAGUUACUCGAAAAAUGUACACUAAGAUAUUCCUAGCCGCCAUUACCCUGGCCGCGGCUGCAGCCAGGCCUCAGGAAGGGCACCACGAGCACGGUCACGCUUACUCCUCUCAGAGCAUCGUGCUUCAUCAAAGCCAUGGUCAUGAACAAGUACAUAAACACCAUGAACAACAUUCUGCUCUCCAGCAGUCUGGCAAGAAACAUGAUGAACAUCACCACGAUUACUAUGCGCACCCUAAGUACGAGUUCGAGUACAAGGUGGAGGACCCGCACACCGGCGACAAGAAGGCGCAGCACGAGGCCCGCGACGGCGACGUCGUCAAGGGCUACUACAGCCUGCACGAGCCCGACGGCACUGUCAGGAUCGUGCACUACUCCGCCGAUAAGCACAGCGGUUUUAAUGCUGAAGUCAAGAGGGAAGGGCACGCUAAGCAUGUCCUGUGCCUAGCUUCCCUCCUGGCCGUUGCCGCAGCUCACUACGGGCACGGACAUGGCCACGCGUUCUCCUCGCAGCACAUCUCCCGCCACGACGGGCCCGCGCACGUCGUGCCCAUCCACGGUCACGGUCACGGUCACGGUCACCAUGGCCAUGACCACGGUCACGAUGUCGACUACUAUGCUUACCCUAAGUACGAGUUCGAGUACAAAGUAGACGACCCGCAUACCGGCGACCACAAGACGCAGCACGAGCACCGCGACGGCGACGUCGUCAAGGGCUUCUACAGCCUGCACGAGCCUGACGGUUCCAUCAGACACGUCCACUACCACGGCGACAAGCACUCUGGAUUCCAUGCUGACGUGAAACACGAGACCCACCACAUCGUUCCAGAGAAACACCACCAUCACUACUGAAUGGUUCCAUUUUAUGACAUUUUACGUAUGAAUCUGUGAUCUACCAAUAAUUGUUAUGUUGUAAAUAUUUUUUACCUAAUAUACUUUUUACAAGCAAA